GGCCGCGGCCCAAAGAUGGCGGCGAAAACACAGGGCGGGAUCCGCCUGAGCGCGCUUUGCCCCAAGUUCUUGCACACCAACUCCACCAGUCACACCUGGCCCUUCAGUGCAAUUGCAGAGCUCAUAGAUAAUGCCUAUGACCCUGAUGUAAAUGCAAAGCAGAUCUGGAUUGACAAGACAGUCAUCAACGACAACAUCUGCCUGACGUUCACUGACAAUGGGAACGGGAUGAACUCGGACAAGCUGCACAAAAUGCUAAGCUUCGGCUUCAGCGAGAAGUCGGUGAUGAACGGGCGGGUGCGUGGGUUGUACGGGAACGGCUUCAAGUCGGGCUCCAUGCGGCUGGGCAAGGACGCCAUCGUCUUCACCAAGAACGGCGACACCAUGAGCGUGGGGCUCCUGUCCCAGACCUUCCUGGAGGUCACCAAGGCAGAGCACGUCAUGGUGCCCAUCGUCACCUUCACCAGCCAGCGACAGAUCAGCGACCCAGCAGAAUCCAAGAACAGCCUGAAGGCCAUCUUGACACAUUCCUUGUUUUCCACUGAGGAGAAGCUGCUGGCAGAGCUCGACGCCAUCAUGGGGAAAAAGGGAACCAGGAUUAUCAUUUGGAAUCUUAGAAAAGAUAAAAAUGAAAAACCAGAGUUUGACUUUGACAAGGAUAAGUAUGACAUCAGAAUUCCAGAAGACUUGGAUGAAACGGGCAAAAGAGGAUAUAAAAAACAGGAGAGACUGGACCAGAUUGUUCCAGAAAGCGACUACUCCCUGCGAGCUUACUGCAGUAUUUUGUACCUGAAGCCAACCAUGCAGAUCAUCCUGAGAGGACAGAAAGUGAAAACACAGCUGGUUUCCAAAAGCUUGGCCUUCAUUGAGCGUGACAUAUACAGGCCCAAAUUUCUGAAUGCCAAAACGGUAAUUACAUUUGGAUUUAACUGCAGAAACAAAGAUCAUUAUGGAAUAAUGAUGUACCAAAACAGGCUCAUCAAAGCUUAUGAAAGAGUUGGCUGCCAGCUGAAGGCAAACAACAUGGGGGUCGGUGUCGUUGGGAUUAUUGAGUGCAACUUCCUCAAACCAACCCACAACAAACAAGAUUUCGACUACACAAAUGAAUACAGACUCACAAUAGCAGCACUGGGAGAGAAGCUCAACGAUUACUGGAAUGAGAUGAAGAGGAAGAAGAACGAGGAAUAUCCCUUGGCUCCGCCAGUUGAGGAGAUCCAAAAGCAGCCAGACCAGACGUGGUUGCAGUGCGACGCGUGCCUGAAGUGGCGGAAGCUCCCGGACGGAAUCGAGCACUUGCCGGAGAAGUGGUACUGGUCCCUGAACCCUGACCCGCAGUUCCGGAAUUGUAACGUGCCCGAGGAGCCGGAAGACGACGAUUUGAUACACCCGACCUACGAGAAAACGUACAAGAAAAAAGACAGGGAAAAACUGAGGAAGAGACUGGAUUACAGCCACCAGAUCAAUAAUGAACUAUUUUUAAAAACAUCUGUUUCUUCAACCUCAAGCGGAGGGCGCAGAGGUGUGCGGACACCCGUGUCCUUGAAGACACCCCGGCUGAGUGACAGAGCAGCCAACCACCACUGAGGGUGAGGUGGUGAUGAUGAUGAUGAUGAAGAUGUCAUCAUCUUAGAGGAGAGCAGCACUCCAAAGCCUUCAGCGGAUCCUGAUGCUCCCGCGGUCAACACCGAGCGCAUCAAUCGGGAUCAAGAGGAGAAGCAGAAGGAGACCCGCGAGGUCGGAGAGCUUUGCACUGCGACCACUUCGGAAGCCAGGAGCGAACAGCUGAGCUCAGCCACACAGACAGAGCUGCCAGGCCUGGUGGUUAAAAAGGAGGAGGUGGAAGAUGAAAUCCCAGUCGAAUUCCCGGGGGCAUGGGGUGGAAACCGGCGGCACAAGGUGAACGGUGUUCCCGAGACACCUGCAGAGACUGAAAAUGAACUGAGAAAUCAGCUGCAGUUGUUACACAGAGAGAAGGAAAUGUACCAAAACAAAUGCGAGGCAUUGAAACAGGUAGAAACACUGGAGGAGAGGCUUUUGGAAAUGAAUAAUAAGUAUGUAAAGAAGGAAAUGUGCCACCAGUCAACAGAGACAGUUCCCUCGGGUGAGGAGGAAAGUGCCAACGGGAGGAGCUUGGCAGAAGUGACUGUUCUCUACGAGCAGGCCUUGGGAGAAGUAGCAAAGCUGCAGGAGCAGUGCAAUACCCUGCAGAACCUAAAAACUGAGUGCAGCAAAUGUGCUGAUGGGGAGAGCAGGAGUGAGUGUGGAGGAAAUGGCCGUGCAGCUGGACAAUGUAAAGUGGAAAAAAACCAAAUGGCCUGUCAGUGUGAAGAACUCAAGGCAGAACUCGCCCAGCUGAAAGCUUCAAUUCCACAAGCAGUUGCACAUGCAAAUGGUUCUACCACCAGUAAUGUAGAAGAGACUGUAAAUUUUUCUGAUGGAGAAAGCCUGAAACUCCGCUCUCUGCGAGUGAACGUUGGACAACUUCUGGCCACGAUGCUGCCUGACCUGGACCUGCAGCAAGUCAAUUAUGACAUUGAUGUCGUGGAUGAAAUCCUAGGGCAGGUCGUAGAACAAAUGCAUGAAAUCAGUAGUACUUAAUAUCUUCCUCUUUCAGCAGAGUUUUAGUUGAUCUUCCAUCAUAACCUUCCUGGAGGUUCCAAAAUGUAUAUAAUGCCUGUUCCCCCGGUCUCCAGUUUUAUCUCUUG
Chiroxiphia lanceolata (lance-tailed manakin) is the source of this 2705-nucleotide messenger RNA. Its product is annotated as MORC family CW-type zinc finger protein 3-like. Lineage: Eukaryota; Metazoa; Chordata; Aves; Passeriformes; Pipridae. The record is from RefSeq and is a predicted model, not a curated record. Gene Ontology annotation, cellular component: PML body; nucleus. Gene Ontology annotation, molecular function: zinc ion binding; ATP hydrolysis activity.